CUGUGGCGAGUGCAGAGGCGGGUCAGUCUCUGCAUCCAUGGAACGAGCCGAGGCGCCGAGUACAGAACUUGCUAAGGUCAUCAAACCUAUAGAUCGGAGGUCGGUCCAUCAGAUUUGUUCUGGGCAAGUAGUAUUGAGUCUAAGCUCUGCUGUGAAGGAGUUGGUAGAAAAUAGUGUGGAUGCCGGUGCCACUAAUAUUGAUUUAAGGCUUAAAGACUAUGGGGCGGAUCUCAUUGAAGUUUCAGACAAUGGAUGCGGGGUAGAAGAAGAAAACUUUGAAGGCUUAACUCUGAAACAUCACACUUCUAAGAUUCAGGAAUUUGCUGACCUAACUCAGGUUGAAACUUUUGGCUUUCGCGGGGAAGCUCUGAGCUCACUUUGUGCACUGAGUGACGUCACCAUUUCCACCUGCCACUCCUCCGCGAAAGUUGGGACUCGACUGGUGUUUGAUCACAAUGGGAAAAUCAUCCAGAAAACCCCAUACCCACGACCCAGAGGGACAACGGUCAGUGUCCAGCAGCUGUUUUACACGCUGCCUGUGCGCCAUAAGGAGUUUCAAAGGAAUAUUAAAAAGGAAUUUGCCAAAAUGAUCCAUGUCCUCCACGCGUACUGUAUCAUUUCCUCAGGCAUCCGUAUAAGUUGCACCAAUCAGGUGGGACAAGGAAAACGACAGCCUGUGGUGGGCACAAGCGGAAGCUCCAACAUAAGGGACAAUAUUGGAUCUGUGUUCGGGCAGAAACAGUUGCAGAGCCUCAUUCCUUUUGUCCAGCUGCCCCCUAGUGACACCGUCUGUGAAGAGUUCGGGCUGAGCUGCUCAGAUGCUCUGCAGAAUCAGUUUUGUAUCUCAGGUUUCAUCUCUCACUGUACUCAUGGCGUUGGACGGAGUUCAACGGACAGACAAUUUUUUUUUAUCAAUUGGCGGCCUUGUGACCCAGCAAAGGUUUCCAGACUUGUGAAUGAGGUCUACCACAUGUAUAAUCGACAUCAAUACCCAUUUGUUGUUCUUAAUGUUUCUGUUGAUUCAGGAUGUGUUGAUAUCAAUGUUACUCCGGAUAAAAGGCAAAUUUUCCUACAAGAGGAGAAGCUUCUAUUGGCAGUUUUAAAGACGUCUUUGAUAGGAAUGUUCGAUGGCGAUGCCAGCACACUGAACGUCAGUCAGCAGCCACUGGUGGAUAUCGACGGUCACAUCAUAAAACCGCAGUGGGCAGAAACGGCGAGCCCUCUGCCAGAGAAGCAAGGAAAUCCCGCUUUAAGGACUGGAGCAGAGAGAAGGGCGGUGAGCAUUUCCAGACUGCGGGAGGCCUUUUCUCUUCGUCACUCAACAGAGAACAAGCCUCAGGGCCUGCAGUCAGCGCAACCAAGCCGGCUUUCUCCGAGGCAGAAGGGACAUGCGCUGUCUUGUAGCCCUUCAGAUGCCCUCUGUCCCCAGAGGCCCAGCUGCGGCGCAGGCUGGCCCGGCCCUCGGGAAGGGGAGAUGUGUCCGGAUAAGGACCGAGUGGAGGCGGAAAGGGACUCGGGGCACGGCAGCACCUCAGCAGGCUCAGAGGAGGGGUUCAGCACCCCGGAUGUGGGCAGUCUCUCCAGCAGUGACCAAGUAGCCAGCUCCCCUGAAGACAGGUUUUCACAGGGAAAGAUGGAGUCACGUGAGAAGUUGCUGGAAACUGGGUGUCGUUUUUCAGACAUGGAAUGCCAUUUAGACCAAGAAGACAGUGGAUGUAAACUUAAAGUGUUGCCUCAGCCUCCUCAUCUCUCAAACACCAAACGUUUGAAAAAAGAAGGAAUUCCUUUCAAUUCUGACAUCCCUCAAGAGCCGGUUAAUACACAGAACAGUUCAGUGUCUCAGGUCGACGUUGCUGUUGAAAUUAAUAAGAAAAUAGUGCCUCUUGACUUUUCCAUGAGUUCUUUAGCUAAACGCAUAAAGCAGUUACAUCACCAACAGCAGCACAGAGAAGGGGAGCAGAAUUACAGGAAAUUUAGGGCAAAGAUUUGUCCUGGAGAAAAUCAAGCAGCGGAAGAGGAACUGAGGAAGGAGAUAAGUAAAACGAUGUUUGCAGAGAUGGAAGUCAUCGGUCAGUUUAACUUGGGAUUUAUAAUCACCAAACUGGACGCGGACAUCUUCAUUGUGGACCAGCACGCCACGGAUGAGAAGUACAACUUCGAGAUGCUGCAGCAGCACACGGUCCUGCAGGGCCAGAGGCUGAUCAUACCCCAGACUCUGAACUUAACGGCUGUCAAUGAAGCCAUCCUGAUAGAAAAUGUGGAAAUCUUCAGGAAGAAUGGUUUUGAUUUUGUUAUCGAUGAAAGUGCUCCAGUCACUGAAAAGGCUAAAUUGAUUUCCUUGCCAACUAGUAAGAACUGGACCUUUGGCCCCCGGGACAUCGAUGAACUGAUCUUCAUGCUGAGUGACAGCCCCGGGGUCAUGUGCCGGCCUUCCCGCGUGCGGCAGAUGUUCGCCUCCAGAGCCUGUCGGAAGUCUGUGAUGAUCGGAACUGCUCUUAACACAAGUGAGAUGAAGAAACUCAUCACCCACAUGGGUGAGAUGGACCAUCCCUGGAACUGUCCCCACGGCAGGCCGACCAUGAGACACAUCGCAAAUAUGGACGUCAUUUCCCAAAACUGACACUUCUCGUUUUACAGAACUAGACAGUUUAAUGCAGAUCUUUCUGUUUUGAAAGACAGGGUUUUAACCAUUUUGUUUUGUUUCAAAAUUAACCCGCCAUUUUAAAAAAGUACUAAAGCCGUUUAGAAAUGAUGUUAAGAACCUUUUGAACCAUGUGGAGCAUUGCUGCAGUUUUUUGUUCUUCAUCUGUGCGUCUGUGUCUGUGUCCUCUGUGUCUGUCUGUGUGUGUGUGUGUGUGUGUGUACAGGCAAAAGCAUAUUUUUUCAAAAACAGGAAGAGCACUUUGGAAGUCAUCAGGGCCUCUGCUCCGGCCCAGUAUAUUUUAGGUGGCAACUUUAAGUCCUAAUGAUGAUUAAAUUUGUAAUGGUUAAUUUCAUAUAUUUUAAAUUAUGAUCCUUUUGGGUUAGUGUUUCUCAACCCUGAUGCACAUUAAACAAAACCAAAAAAAGAAAAGAAUCUGGAAAACCCAGUGGGGAUUCUGUGCCCUGCUGGAAAAAGAACCCAGGUGGGGCUGGGGUCACAAUUUUUAAACGUUCCCUGGUGCGGCCAGGGUGGUAAGGCACUGCAGUGGG
Messenger RNA from Molossus molossus (Pallas's mastiff bat), 3192 nucleotides. It is a transcript of the gene PMS2, whose product is annotated as PMS1 homolog 2, mismatch repair system component. The transcript has 15 exons. Gene Ontology annotation, biological process: mismatch repair. The record is from RefSeq and is a predicted model, not a curated record. Gene Ontology annotation, molecular function: mismatched DNA binding; ATP binding; ATP hydrolysis activity. Bases 38 to 2620 code for a protein of 860 amino acids. Gene Ontology annotation, cellular component: MutLalpha complex. NCBI's taxonomy places the organism in Eukaryota, Metazoa, Chordata, Mammalia, Chiroptera, Molossidae.